This is a messenger RNA of Alnus glutinosa, 1469 nucleotides long. Its product is annotated as protein SAWADEE HOMEODOMAIN HOMOLOG 2. Lineage: Eukaryota; Viridiplantae; Streptophyta; Magnoliopsida; Fagales; Betulaceae. The record is from RefSeq and is a predicted model, not a curated record. The transcript has 9 exons. Gene Ontology annotation, molecular function: DNA binding; chromatin binding. Bases 196 to 1299 code for a protein of 367 amino acids.
UCUUUUUAAAGUUCGUGGAGAUUUUAGACUAAAUUUAAGCGCUCAGAGCCUUCUAAUUUAUAAAUUUAAUACCACGUACUUUGGCGAACACAAGCACUGUUUCUAUCUGAAUCGAACGGUUUUUUUCUUCUUCUUCUUCUUUUGUUUGAAGGACCUUUUGACUCUCACAGAGAGAGAGAGAGAGAGAGAGAGAGUAUGGGUCGGCCUCCCAGCAAUGGAGGUCCUGCCUUCCGUUUCAUGCAAUACGAGGUUGUGGAGAUGGAAGCUAUUCUGCAACAACACAACAAUACGAUGCCAUCACGUGAUGUUCUUGUGUCACUUGCAGAGAAGUUCAGUGAGUCGGACGAUCGAAAAGGCAAGAUUACAGUUCAAAUGAAGCAAGUUUGGAAUUGGUUCCAAAAUAGGCGGUAUGCUAUACGAGCAAAACUAAGUAAGGCUCCUGGGAAGUUAAAUGUGUCUCCUGUGCCUCGAGAUGAUUCAACUCCAGUGAGAAAUGUGCCACAAUCUAUACCUGCUCCGAUACCUGCUCCUUCAGUUCCAAGUGCAGGAAAGGGUGCUGCCGAAAAUUCUGUGUUGGAGUUUGAAGCUAGAUCUGGAAGGGAUGGUGCAUGGUAUGAUGUUUCUACCUUUUUCUCCCAUAGAUACUUGGAGACUGGUGAUCCAGAAGUACUGGUCCGUUUUGCUGGGUUUGGACCAGAGGAAGAUGAAUGGGUAAAUGUUCGCAAGCAUGUCAGGCCGCGCUCUCUACCAUGUGAAUCAUCAGAAUGUGUUGCAGUUCUUCCUGGAGAUCUCAUACUCUGUUUUCAGGAAGGUAAAGAGCAGGCUCUUUACUUUGACGCCCAUGUCCUUGAUGCACAAAGAAGAAGACAUGAUGUGAGAGGUUGCCGUUGUAGGUUUUUAGUGCGUUAUGAUCAUGAUCAGUCUGAGGAAAUUGUACCGCUCAGAAAGGUUUGCCGCCGGCCUGAAACUGACUACAGGUUGCAGCAGCUUCAUGCUGUGAAUGAGGCAGCUUCCAUGGACCAUCAGAAAACUAGCAUGGAUCCUCCCGCAGUCAGUGCUCCAAGGGUUACUACUCCUGUCGAAACAAUGCAAAAGCAGCGUUAUGCUGAUGCAGCUGUGCUGCCCCCAGUAUUGCAUGCUAAUGUUUCUGUAGCCACUCAUACAGUAAACCCAGAACCAAAACAAGCUGAAAACAGCGAGGCGAACAUUGCAGGAAAAGCUAACAUUCCCCCGGAUGCUGCAUUCGUGAGCAGCACAGCUCCUGGUGGCGGCAUUGAGAACAGGCCAGAAGCAAAUUAGUAGGUUGAUUAAACAUUCUGUAAUUCUCCUCUUUAUUUUAGUUUAGUUUAGUUGUUUUACUUUUAAAUUGUUAAUGAGCUUAAUUACAAGUGUUUUUUUGGAUGAGUAAUGCUCUGAGUUGGGUCUGUUUUCAAGAUGGCCUCUAACAAUUCAGUCAGUGGUUUCCUUCA